Fragaria vesca subsp. vesca is the source of this 1122-nucleotide messenger RNA. Its product is annotated as F-box/kelch-repeat protein At3g06240-like. NCBI's taxonomy places the organism in Eukaryota, Viridiplantae, Streptophyta, Magnoliopsida, Rosales, Rosaceae. The transcript has 2 exons. Bases 1 to 1122 code for a protein of 373 amino acids. Gene Ontology annotation, molecular function: protein binding. The record is from RefSeq and is a predicted model, not a curated record.
AUGGAGAAAGCCGAUGAUGAUUCCAACCAGCUGCCAAGCGAAAUCAUACACUUCGAAAUACUUCCAAGGUUACCUCGAGCGUCUCUGAUGCAGUUUCGGUGCGUUAGCAAGACAUGGAAAGCUCUCCUCUCUGCCAACCCUGGAUUUUGGAGGAUCCAUCGAAACUUGCAUCCCCAACACACUGGUCAUCUCCUUAUAAAAGCUUGCUCCGGCUCCGGUGCUACCCGAAAGCGCUACCUUGUCCUCGUCAAAGCCAGCCAAGAAGGAAAUACUCCAUCACAUGUCACUGACCUUGUGAAACUGCCCUGUCCAUUCAAGACAAUGCAAUAUACUAACGGCUUGGUAUUAGGGCACAGUGGUUUGGAUAAUGAUCCCAUUUAUGUAUUAAACCCCUUCACCCGAGAGUCUGUUAUUGUUCCCUAUCCGACUUUCCAAUAUGAAGAGUUGCAUUUCGGGUUCAGUCCUAGUACAGACGAGUAUAAGGUUGUGGCAACCCAUGAUAUUGGGGGUGUAGUAGGGUUUAAGAUUUUCACACUAGGUCAAGCUUCAUGGAGGAACAUGGUGGUAGACUGGCAUCACCUGUCAUUCGUUCAUCCCCCACCUUCGAACUUCAGGAAAAGUGUAUGUGUCAAUGGAGUCCUGUACUGGUUGCUCUCGCUCCCUAGUCAUAAAGCUAUAUUGGCUCUUGAUAUUGGAGAUGAGAGGUUUGGAAUCAUACCAGUACCUUCUCGAUGCUACUUCGAAGGAUACAUCAAACUUAUGGAAGUGGAUGGAUGUCUCUAUAUAGUAAUUGGGGAUUAUAAUAAGAUGGCGAAGGAGGAGGUGAUGUUGUUAAUUUUGAAGGACUACAAACAUCAAGUGUGGGUUACGGAGAUUAUCAAUCCCUCUCUACUAUGGGGUUACCGUGUUACUCCCUUGCCUCGGUGUACCACCCGCACAGGUGUAUCUGUCAUCCAUGGACUGCUGCUCACUCUUGGGGCAACUGAAGAUGCUCUCCGCGGAAUUCUUCUUCUCCGGCGCCGCCGCCAUCCACACUUUCCGGCUGAGGGGCCAGAUGGAUGGGCGAUUCUUCAAAGCUUUCGUCUCCGUCUACGUACAGUGUCGUCUGGCUCGUGGCCGUGA